GCAUCCCUUCGCAGCGAACUUGGAGAAGAACAUGAGUUCGAAUUUGUGCAAGGCACGAUUGAGUGGCCUAUGGCGUCGGGGCUUGAACCGAUUUCGAACCCCAAUGAGACUUAUUACGCAUACUUCGAGUACACACCGGAGUCUGCCCUGGCCGCGGUGGAGGCUUUAGAACGGUACAUCAGCGUUGAAGGACCCUUUGACGGAAUUCUAGCGUUCAGCCAGGGUGCAGGCCUGGCAAUUAUGUUCUUACUCCGCUAUUGCUCCCUGCCACCUCAAAGAUCGCCUCUGUUCAAAUGUGCACUCUUGUUUUCCCCAACAGGCAUGUAUGACCCUGUGGCCUGGAUCAAUACUGGAACGAUACAAAAAGUAGAUACAACCGAUAGAGUUACUCUCACGAUCGCAUCGAUCGUGGUGUGGGGAGAGCAAGAUCUUGAUGGCGUGUCCGAAGAUAGUGGCGUGGCUGCUCGACUCUUUGAUAGUGAUAUGGUAUGGAUACAUGUACACAAUAGAGGGCAUGAGAUUCCGUCGGCGGCUUCUGUUGAAGCAUUUAGGGGCAUGAUGCGGUAUAUUAGGAGAGCAAUCACGCUUGCGCGUGUUCUGGCCCAUUCCGACCGAGUCGCUCAGCAGACUCACCCUAGGAGCUGA
Messenger RNA from Lindgomyces ingoldianus, 645 nucleotides. RefSeq lists its product as uncharacterized. The transcript has 2 exons. The record is from RefSeq and is a predicted model, not a curated record. The annotation marks the transcript as partial. Gene Ontology annotation, cellular component: cytoplasm; nucleus. Lineage: Eukaryota; Fungi; Ascomycota; Dothideomycetes; Pleosporales; Lindgomycetaceae.